UAUCCACCAUUAGACCAGGUACACAGUUUACGAGGCAUCGAUUUGGACCUACAGAAAAGACCGAAACAUGUCACUGUCGAUCGCAGUCGGAACAUUACUCUGUGUUGCUUUUGCCACAGCAAAGACAUAUCACCCACUCUCCGAUGACUUUAUAUCACACAUAAACUCGAAACAAAGCUCCUGGAAAGCUGGCAAAAACUUCCCGUUGGACACUCCUCUUGGGUACAUCCGAGGACUAAUGGGAGCUCUCAAAAAUCCAUUGCCCUCACUCCCCAUCAAGACCCACGACGCAGAUCUAAUAGCCAGUUUGCCGGAAAAUUUCGAUUCCAGACAAAAUUGGCCGGAUUGCCCGAGUAUGCAUGACAUCAGAGACCAAGGAUCGUGCGGGAGCUGCUGGGCGUUCGGAGCCGUCGAGGCGAUGACCGACCGAGUCUGCACUUACUCGAACGGCGCCAAACAGUUCCACUUCUCAGCGCAAGACCUGGUCAGCUGCUGCACGGAUUGUGGAGAUGGUUGCAAUGGUGGAGAGCCGGAUAAAGCGUGGCAAUACUGGCGGGAUGUAGGUAUUGUUUCCGGAGGACCGUAUAAUUCGAGUCAGGGUUGCCGGCCUUACGAAAUAGCUCCUUGCGAGCACCACGUAGACGCCCGGCCCAAGUGUCACGAAAUCGAAGCUACUCCGGCCUGCGUAAAUAAAUGUGAGGCUGGCUACAACAAGGAGUUUAAACAGGAUAAGCUUCGCGCCAAGCAAGCAUUUAUGCUUAAAGGCGAAGACGAUAUGCGAGCGGAAAUAUAUAAAAACGGUCCUGUCGAAGCUGAUUUUACCGUGUACGCUGAUUUCCUUCAUUAUAAAAGCGGCGUGUAUUCGCACACGUCUGGAGAACGACUUGAUGGCCACGCCAUCAAAGUGCUGGGCUGGGGCGUGGAGGGGGGGCAGAAGUACUGGCUGUGUGCCAACUCGUGGAACAGCGACUGGGGAGACAAAGGUUUCUUCAAGUUCCUGCGAGGAGAGAACCAUUGCGGCAUCGAGCAUGGCGCUGUAGCGGGGGAACCUGACUUAGAAGGGUUUUAAAAAACCUAUAGAUGUAGUUGUAGCUCAAGGGCUUUCAUGUAGUUUAUAUCACUUGAAAAAUCGGCAAAUAAAGAAAAAACUUGAGUCGUUUACAUGAUUUCAAUUUCACCGUUUCUUGUGAUAUACACGUUUAGCCGGCUAUAAAUUAAUCAUCAUCAUCAUUUCAGUUUUAAGUUGCAUCCAAUUAAAUGUUGAAAUAAACAAUUGAGAAAUAUAA
Leguminivora glycinivorella is the source of this 1286-nucleotide messenger RNA. RefSeq names its product cathepsin B-like. The record is from RefSeq and is a predicted model, not a curated record. NCBI's taxonomy places the organism in Eukaryota, Metazoa, Arthropoda, Insecta, Lepidoptera, Tortricidae. Gene Ontology annotation, biological process: regulation of catalytic activity. Gene Ontology annotation, molecular function: cysteine-type endopeptidase activity. Gene Ontology annotation, cellular component: lysosome.